Molecule: messenger RNA, 556 nt
Organism: Notodromas monacha
Lineage: Eukaryota; Metazoa; Arthropoda; Ostracoda; Podocopida; Cyprididae
Source: the annotation of a GenBank genome assembly
AUCAGAGAAUGGAUCUGUGGGCUCGAAGAACGACGCAUUCAAGGACAGAACCCUGUCUAUGGUGCAAGAAGCUGUGACCAAAAAGGACCAGUCCAUGGUGAUGCUCUUCUUCGGCAUAUUCUUCGCCACGUUCCAGUCAGCCGGCAUAUGGGGGAACCUCAUCACUUCGACUGUGCUUUCCCGAGGCGAGGAAGUGAAGAAUGACACCAACAUUUCCGCGUGUGGCGUCAAUUAUUGCGAGGCGAGUUUGGGAGACAUCGAAAAUCUCAAGCGACCCGAAGAAUGGCGAGUGCGAAUCAUGCUCUCUAUUUUUGCGGGCGUGUCAAUUUUCGCAGCCUUGCCGAUCAUCAUUUUCCUCGACCCUCUGGAGAGGUUUGAUUAUGACGGGGAAGACACUAGCAGCACCAAGAAGAAAACGAAUGCUUGCAGUUUGGCAUUGAGCAGCUUGAAACAAAUGACUGAUCCUCGUCAAGCUUUGCUUUCAGUGCUGAUUUUCUACAGCGGGAUCUACCAGGGCUUUUUCGAUGCUGACUUCACCAAGGCAAAUAUUUAUUGA